CUCCUCAAUCUUCUCUUCUUUCCAUCUUCCUCUUCUUCAGCUCCCUCCUCCCUUCCGUCUCUUCCCGUCCCCACUGCGCCGUCCUCCUCGCCUCGUCGUCGUCGAGUUUUCCAUAGGCCCAUUCGGAUCGAGAAAAAAAGGAAGAAAAGAAAAAGCAAAAACUUCGUCGCUCUUCUCACUGUCAACUUCUGCAGCUACUACCUUCUUUCCGGAGCAGUCGCUUGAAGCAAAAUACAAUCCCGUUGGACAAAAAUUGUAGAGAGUCCCGCUUAAGAGAGAUCUCGUGGGCAUUCCGGAUCGCGACUGAGACAACCAGCUUCCAUCGAACUACCGACCUUCAUUCAUCGACCGGCGCGACUCGAGUGCUCGACCUCAUUCCUGCUCUUUGAGAGACGCUUUUCUUCCUCGCUGUCCUUUGUGAUCUUUCGUUGUGUCGCCCGUCGGCUGCAAGGAACAAACAUCUUAUACAUCAAACACACGGCGCCAUUCAUUCGAUACUGACCAUUCAGCUCUCUUCAACUUCGCCCUCCAACGACGGCCCUCUAAUACACAUAGCAAUCAGCACAUAAUUUGUCGCAGCUUUUUCUUCUUCUUUCGCCGUUUGGUGUCUCUUUUACCGACCCAACUUGGGAAUUCACACGCUAUAUUCACUUUUCGCCUUUCCACAGAUCAACAUUUGAGAUUCACUUGGACUCGACAAUUCACACUUCUUGCGCGCAUUCACACCGUUGCGAUAAUUCUCAGCAGUCUUGCAUUUUGACCUGAGUCUGAACUCACGCCUAAUUUCUCUAAUUCAGCUUCGGAGCACGCGUUACCUUCGCACUCUCCUCACUACACUUUGAAAGAUACAACAAAACAAAACACUGUACAUUACCUCCAUAAAACAACCAUGAGUAUGGGCGCUGGCGGUCUAGCUCAAAUGUCGUACAACAACUUCCAAACCAUCGGGGUUCCCGGCUCUGGCUUCGCUUCCAGAGGGAAGGGAGCCCACAUCAAGCGCCUCUCGUUCGAGCCCACGGCAGCCUCCGACCCGGCCAACAAUGGCGCCCCGACUCCUCGCACGAGCCGCUCUCACCUGCUUGCGGGUUUGAGGACGGCCCCGAAGACGACCACUGGAGCCCAUUUCCCUCCUUCUGCACCGCCGACCCAACUCCAGCACAAAGGCCUCGACAACAGCAUGUACGCGGAUAGUAAGAACAACUCUCGAUCUGGGUAUGGCGCGCCCAAGACAUCCAUCGGUUCUUCUUUCAGCACGCAGCAGCAUCCCAGCUACAACCGUCAGAUGUAUGCACUCCCCGAGCAGGUCCUGGCUCCCCCGGAGAUCCACAUCGAUGAGCAUGGCCAAGAGCAGAUGGACCCGAAUCUGUAUGCCCAGCUGGUUGCCACAAACAUGUAUCUGGCUGAGCAACAGCAACGGCUGCAACAGCAGCUCAUCAACGUCCAGGCUGCUGCUCAGCAGUUCCAGUCCAUGGGCCUGGGUCACAUGGGCCGCCAGGUGCCGCAACAGUUUGCCACCCCACCUGUCACCCCAGGUGCAGGCAUGUACCAACAGCAGGCAAAGCAGAAUGGCCAGCCCGUCAUAACUCCUGUGCCUGGAGGUCAGCCGGGUCUGUACUCGGUCUACAACCCCAUGACUGGCCAGCAGACAUACUACAUCGACCAGGGUGCACAGCAGGCAUACGCUGAUAGCCAUGACAUCUACACGGAUUCGGGAUCGCCACCGCAGCAGCCUGGCACUCCUCGCUUCCAGGUGUCACCGCCAAGCAACAACGGCAUCACUCGCAGCAUCUCGCCCCCAAAGAAGAGCGCCUCGCCUCCUCAGGACCAUACGCCGCUCCCACCGCCAUCGGCCAACGCUUUCCGCCGUGGACACAAGAAGUCGUGCAGCCUGGCCAAUGUUCUCACCGUCUCCACGGCCGUGAAUGUUGACAGCGGGUCGAGGACUUCUGUCCCAAAGACUGCAGGCUAUGCUCCUACUCCGAUGACCGGAACCUUUGGUCCUGGACAGGGACGAGCUGGCGAGCACCCCAUCCGCCAGCCACGCGGACCGCCAUCUCUGGAUGAGCUGCGCGCUAAGCCCACGUCCAAGUUUGAAGGCAGCAAGAACUUUUCGACCCGCCAACGCCGCAAUGCCGUCCACAACCUGGUUCGCGCUGGGUUGGAGCGUCGCCGUGCUCCGGGAUCUGGUUCUGCCGGCAGCAUCAGUCCCAUAAGCGAGACGGGCGAGCUCACCUGUGCGACGUCGUCGGGCGAGGAGUCUGAUAGCGGCAGGAGCGGCAGCGGAAGCCUGUCCGGGCGACCAAGCUUGGGCAGCCUCCGCACCUCAAUCCACGGCGCCAUUGGCUCGGACAGGCCUUCAUCGCGACAGAAGAACCACUCGGUCGAGAACAACUCUGUCGACACAACGCCGACCACGGCAGGCACAAGCGGUGACGAGGGUCCCGCCAUCUGCAGCUUUGCCGCUGCCUUCAAGCAUGGUGGCAAGAAGCCCGAGGCUGAGCAAGCGCGGCUCAAGGCCCCCAUGCUGGUUCUCAGCUCUGUUGAGAAGCGCAAGAGCUCCAUCUUUUAAACGGCCGAGCUCGCCCAUUUGAAGCACGCGUGGUAGAUCCGCGAGUGCAACAGGUGGGUUGAUUUUUAGAUGACAAUUUGAUAUUGCAUGCAGUGCGGAUACCCUCCGCCAUCGAACUUUUGACGCCGAAUACGAAUUAUUACCAGGCAGCGACACGUCUGGGUCGCUAUUUUCCAUUUUUAAUGACUCUCCUCGGUUGUCACGACACAUUACUUGCAGUUGCACGCAAGUCGCGACGGCUUUACACUCGAGGGGUUUUCGUUUUAGUACGGGCGGAUUGGAUUCUUUCCUGGACGCUUACCCACCCAAGGCCCCUGAUGGGAUUGCCUUUCUUCAUUAUUUAUAAGCUUGUACGGUUGGCUGGAGUAUAUUUUGGGUGGAAGCCAUUUGAGCUUUGGGG
Pseudogymnoascus destructans is the source of this 2969-nucleotide messenger RNA. RefSeq lists its product as uncharacterized. Bases 890 to 2569 code for a protein of 559 amino acids. NCBI's taxonomy places the organism in Eukaryota, Fungi, Ascomycota, Leotiomycetes, Thelebolales, Thelebolaceae. The record is from RefSeq and is a predicted model, not a curated record. The transcript has a single exon.